Blastomyces dermatitidis ER-3 is the source of this 1446-nucleotide messenger RNA. RefSeq names its product PH domain-containing protein. The transcript has 4 exons. NCBI's taxonomy places the organism in Eukaryota, Fungi, Ascomycota, Eurotiomycetes, Onygenales, Ajellomycetaceae. The record is from RefSeq and is a predicted model, not a curated record. The coding region runs from base 1 to 1446 and encodes 481 amino acids.
AUGGUUUUGACAAAACUACCGCGGCGGUCUUCUACCGUUAAAACUGUCUCGACUACGAAUACCGCCAAAAGUGAUGAUGAUCCUGCUCUCGAGGCCGAUAUGAGUAACAGUUCCAAAGUUCUAUAUAACCGGCUACAGGCCUGGAAACAUGUGUGCGGAUACCUCGAAAACUACAUUACUGCGACCCACAAAGCCCACGAGUCCCAGUCGAAAGAAUUUGGAAAGAUUCUGAAGGCCUUACCAGAACCUCUGGAGGACGCGUCGCAUUUCAGCGAGGGCAAGGGAGGUGUCGUUGGUCUCUUUGAUAACCUACGCACCAAUACCGGGGCAAUCGUGGAUUUACACCGGGACACGGAGAAGAACUUGGAAAACCUCGUUCUCCCGAUUCUCAAGCAGCUUCAUCAAGAGAUCAAAUCCAAGGCCGAAGGCGUCGAACAUGGUGCCGAAAAGUGUGCAAAGCAGGUCAGGAAAGCCACUGCUGCCACCCACAAACAUAUUGAAAUGCUAGGGAAAUACACAGCUGCUUUUGACGUCGGAGGCAAGCUAGAGCCUGCGCACGAUCCCUACAUUUUGCGGAGAGGCACUAGUCACCGCAUGAACAGACAGGUGGCCGAAGAAAACAAUUAUCGGGAGGAGAUGCUGCAGGUUCAGAAUUCCCUUUCACUUUUCGAAUCCCAUAUUGUUAAAACGAUGCAGGCUGCACUUCUCCAGUUUUCCAACUGCAUGGGAGCCCACUCUGGCAGCGUAGGCAAACUGUAUGCAAACAUGGUCGACACAGCGCAGCAAAUCCCCGACAAUUUCGAAUGGAUGAACUUUUCCGUGCGCAAUGAAGAAAUCCUGAUCAACCCCGACAAGCCUGCCCGUACCAUAUCCGACGCCAUCUUCCCCAACCAAGCGCACUCCGCCACCAAAGCGCUAAUCGAAGGCACACUCGAGAGAAAAUCCCGCGCAAUGAUCAAGGGAUACAGCCCAGGCUACUACGCUAUUUCCCCAGCCGGGUACCUACACGGUUUCAAAGACAACGAUGAUUACAACCGGGAGCCAACAGCGGACAUCUCGCUCUAUAUUCCCGAGUGCUCCAUCGGUAGCGGCGAUGGCGUCAAGUUCACCAUUAAGGGUAAAGACGUCUCAGGCGGCAAGGUCGGACAGGCAUUCUCCACGACGACUGAACUCACUUUCAAGGCCCAUUCCAAGGAAAUCGCGGAAGAUUGGCUCGAUGUUCUUACCAAAUUGGCUAACAGGUCUGGGCCUGGGUCGGGCUCUGGGGCGGUCAGUCAGACCACGAGCCCAGCUGUGAGUAGGACUACAAGUGGUGCGCACGGGAUUCCUCCGCCUGUAGCUCAACCAGCUGCAGAGACGACGGAAAUACCCCCAGCACCUACCGCGGCAACAUCACAGCAAGAAGAGGGGACCAUAGCGCCGCUAGUGGAUGCGGGUAGACUAUGA